Messenger RNA from Mangifera indica (mango), 774 nucleotides. Its product is annotated as universal stress protein PHOS32-like. Bases 78 to 569 code for a protein of 163 amino acids. Lineage: Eukaryota; Viridiplantae; Streptophyta; Magnoliopsida; Sapindales; Anacardiaceae. The transcript has 4 exons. The record is from RefSeq and is a predicted model, not a curated record.
CUAUUUUUCUAAUUGAUCUCAAAACCUGAACACGAUCGAAUUUCAUCUACAGAAGAAGAAGAAGCGUGAGAGCGAUAAUGCCAGGCGAUAAAAAAGUGGGGGUGGCCAUGGACUUCUCAGAGAGCAGCAAGAAUGCUCUCCAUUGGGCUAUUGAAAAUUUGGCUGAUGACGGUGAUACGUUGUAUAUCAUCCACAUCAACACCCAUGAUCCUCAUGACAAAUCUCACAGUAAACUCUGGGCAAAAUCUGGUUCCCCUCUUAUUCCUUUGAGUGAGUUCAGAGAGCCCGAGAUUUUGAAGAAGUAUGAUGUUAAAACCGAUAUCGAUGUGCUAGACAUGCUCGACACUGCUUCCAGGCAGAAAGAGGUGAAAGUUGUGACUAAGAUUUACUGGGGAGACGCCAGAGAAAGGCUACUUGAAGCUAUUGAAGACCUGAAACUCGACUCUAUUGUUAUGGGAAGCAGAGGACUUGGUACUGUUAAAAGGAUUCUGUUGGGGAGUGUGAGUAACUUCGUGAUGACACAUGCACCUUGCCCUGUCACCGUCGUCAAAGCAUCUCGGCUUCAGUAAUCACUGGUGGCCCUUGUUACAGUAAUCUGAUUAUCCCGACUAGUGCUGGAAUUUCAAGAUAUGUUUUCUGGAUUCCAGCUUUCAUGUAUUGAACAUGUUCAAAGUUUAUUUAGAACCAAAAAAUGGAGGAAUAUUUUUCAGAAGAAUGGAUUCUGUAUUCGGCUACACAACCUCCUAAAUAAAGUAUAAUUUUUUUUCUAAUUAA